CAUGGAGGAAAACUGAUUCAAUAUGGGUGGAAUGCUGGUCCCUGCCAUGCUCAUGUCUUUGGGCUGGUCUGUAAUGUUAUGAACAAGAAACUUGAGGGCAAGGAGCUGGCUGUUCAGGAUAAGUCCAUCUUGGGAAUCAUGUCUCUAACUUGGAACUUCUUGACUGCACUACUGCCAAUGGAGGUCAUUGAUCCUGUCAGGGAAAAGAUUGCCAUGGCUGGCUUACCUCCUAUGGCUUCACCAGGCAAUGUCAAACAUGUGUGCCUGUAA
Molecule: messenger RNA, 270 nt
Organism: Pisolithus orientalis
Lineage: Eukaryota; Fungi; Basidiomycota; Agaricomycetes; Boletales; Pisolithaceae
Exons: 1
Source: RefSeq, a predicted model, not a curated record